AACGGUUCUUACAUCUGGAGGGUCGAAAACUAUAGACAGUGUCGGCAGAGGGCCAUUGAUGGAGUGAUGACUGCAUUACACAGCCCUGCUUUCUAUAUCAGCCGGUACGGAUAUAGAUUAUGCAUAAGGAUGCACUUAAACGGCGUAGGCAGUGGCGUGGGACAACACGUGGCAUUGUUUGUCCAUAUGAUGCAGGGAGUUUAUGAUAACAUCCUGGAUUGGCCCUUUACAGGAAGAAUUGCGCUUUCCAUCUUGGAUCAGUCUGACGCGUCGGAGGUUCGUCAUCACAUUAGCCAGACCUUUGUCGCAAGACCAAAUCUACUGGCCUUCCAGAGGCCCACAGCACCGCGUAACUAUGAAGGAUACGGUUUCGUCGAAUUUGCUCCUAUUGAGCAGAUUCGUGAAGGGCAAUACGUUAAAAACAAUACUAUGCUGGUGCGCAUUCAAGUUCUUCAUGAAUCUUGA
Porites evermanni is the source of this 465-nucleotide messenger RNA. The record is from the annotation of a GenBank genome assembly. Lineage: Eukaryota; Metazoa; Cnidaria; Anthozoa; Scleractinia; Poritidae.